Penicillium olsonii is the source of this 642-nucleotide messenger RNA. Lineage: Eukaryota; Fungi; Ascomycota; Eurotiomycetes; Eurotiales; Aspergillaceae. The record is from the annotation of a GenBank genome assembly.
AUGGCGCCCAUCCAAUUUGGCAUUAUUAUGAUACCAUUCCAGCUUACAGAUGUUGCUGGGCCUGUGGAUAUCCUAUCCAGCGCCUCAACACCUUAUCUGGAAGAAUUUGGCCGCCCAGACCUAGCGCAGCGUGGCAUUGACAUCGAAUUCCACUACAUUGGCAAUGAGCCUGUCACCCAUUCUGCGGGUUUCAGAUCCCAACCUACAACCACCACGGCCGACUGUCCCAAGCUUGACUAUCUCCUCAUCGGCGGACCCUCGCCGAAAUAUAUCCAAGAGAUCCCACCAGCCAUAGCGAGCUUUGUGCGCGAACGCAGCGCCGAGGUCAAGAACGUGUUCACCACCUGCACUGGUGGGAUGUUUGCGUCCGCACUGGGCCUACUCGAUGGCCUGAAUGCCACGACAAACCACGAGGCCAUCGCACUUGCCAAGGACCUUGCCCCGAAUGUCAAGUGGACAACAGAGAAGAACUGGGUCAUUGAUGGCAAGUUUUGGACUGCGGGUGGCGCAUGCGCUGGCAUGGAUAUGAUGGCUCACUGGGUCAUGGAGAACUACGACAAAGAUGUGGCUCAAGCCGGGUUCGCAGCUCUUGCGUAUGAGCCGCGUGAUGUGGAUGGAAAGCAGGUCCCGAGAGCAUGCUGA